UUUUAUUAUUAUUAUUAUUAUUAUGUGUGAUCACCAUUUUGUGUAUAUAUGUGUUUGCUUGCUUGGUUCAGUGUAUAUCUGUUUUGUUUUUGUUUUUGCCUGUCACAUCAUCGAUAAAGUUUUUUUUUUUUUCAAUAAAUUCUCUGUUUGUGCUCGGACCACAACAACAACGACAACGACAACAACAACAACAACGUUUACGUCAUUUAUAUGAACACAUCAUUAGCAUUUAAUUAAAUUCAUUAUCAUUAUAUUUGUUUAUUUUUCCAAUUAUUUCCACUUGUUCAAUGUCCACUUUUAUUAUUUUGUUUUGUUUUGUUUUGUUUAUAAUCAUCAACAACUUGAUAUUUGAUGCUACCGUUUUUGUUCUUCAUCUUUUUUUUUCCACCGGAAAAACUAACUCAACACCCAAUCUCAUUACAUUAUUGCAGAAUUUCUCCCUUUGUCUAUUUUUCCAUUGUUUCAAUCAAAAUGGCAAUGAUGACGUGAAAUAAAAAUAUCAUCAUUGAUCAAUAUGGAACAAUCACAGUCUCAGCAGCAGCCACAGCAGCAAUCAUCAUCGGAUAUUUCAGAUUUAAAUUCCGGUGAUGAUUCAACAUUAACAACAACUAUGGAUAAUAAUAACCGUUGUUAUGGUGAUAUAAAUAUCCACCAUAACGAUAACAACGGCGAUGUUGUAGAUGAUGAUGAUGAUGAUGAUGAUGAUAAUCUAGAUGAUGCUGAAACAACAACAACAACAUCGACAACAGAUCAAGAUGAACAAUUAAUGCAGAUUAUGAUACAGCAACCAAAUCAACAAUCAUUAAUUAAUGAUUCACCAACAAAUACGACGACGGCGACGACGACGAUGGCUGCUAUUUUUUCAACAUCAUCAACAAUGAUAACAACUAAUUCAACCGCAACAACAACAACAACAACAACAACAGCGAACGAUUCUAUAAAUCUACAACAACAACAGCAACAAUUUAUGAUGAAUAAUAAAACAUCACAACAAAUGAAACACCCACAACAAUUAAAUAAUUCAAGAUGGCCAUUACAAAAACAACGUUCAUAUACAAUAACAUCAACACAAUCGGAUCAAUCAAGUAGCACAACAACAAUCAUACAACGGUUAUUGGAUAAAAUUGAAAAUCUUGAAUCUGAUUUAAACCAUAUCAAACAGGAACGUGAUAUACUUUAUUCUGAAAAUGAACGUCUUUGUUUUCAAUUACAAAUGAUAAAUGAAGCAGACAAACAUCAACAAAGGUCAAGUGCAAGAAAACAGCAACAGCAACACAGCAGCAGCAGCGGCGGCGGCUAA
Messenger RNA from Dermatophagoides farinae (American house dust mite), 1300 nucleotides. The record is from RefSeq and is a predicted model, not a curated record. NCBI's taxonomy places the organism in Eukaryota, Metazoa, Arthropoda, Arachnida, Sarcoptiformes, Pyroglyphidae.